AUGGGUAUCUCGGGCUUUACUCUGACUACAGGGUCAUCGUCGGGCUCGAGAACGCCGGGUAAUCAAGGCUGCUCCAAACUAAUCGCAAACAAUGCGCCAGGCUCCGCUUUUGUCACAUCCGAAUCACUCCCCGACUCCGAGACGCUGACUGUGGGCAAGGUUUCCUUCACCACUCUGGACGUCGGCAAUCAGCACGGAAACCGUGCGCUAUGGAUGAAGACCGUCUGCGGGACCUCGGCUAUCAUCUUCAUGGUCGACGCCCGGGAUACUGAGCGGUUCGACGAAGCCGCGGCGGAACUGCACGCCCUCGACGCUGCCAGGGGACUUGAGCGGGUGCCGUUCCCGGUGCUGGGCAAUAAAAUUGACUGUCCAGGUGCAGAGACAGCAUCCCAGGAUAGGCGGCUUUGGGGGUCGCUGGAGUAG
Parathielavia appendiculata is the source of this 423-nucleotide messenger RNA. RefSeq names its product Arf-domain-containing protein. The record is from RefSeq and is a predicted model, not a curated record. The transcript is spliced from 3 exons. Gene Ontology annotation, cellular component: COPII vesicle coat; endoplasmic reticulum exit site. The coding region runs from base 1 to 423 and encodes 140 amino acids. Gene Ontology annotation, molecular function: GTPase activity; GTP binding. Gene Ontology annotation, biological process: endoplasmic reticulum to Golgi vesicle-mediated transport; intracellular protein transport; vesicle organization. Lineage: Eukaryota; Fungi; Ascomycota; Sordariomycetes; Sordariales; Chaetomiaceae.